Armigeres subalbatus is the source of this 2671-nucleotide messenger RNA. Its product is annotated as xaa-Pro aminopeptidase ApepP-like. Gene Ontology annotation, molecular function: metalloaminopeptidase activity. Lineage: Eukaryota; Metazoa; Arthropoda; Insecta; Diptera; Culicidae. The transcript is spliced from 5 exons. The record is from RefSeq and is a predicted model, not a curated record. The coding region runs from base 624 to 2570 and encodes 648 amino acids.
GCUACUUGGCAGCGUUGUCGUUGUCGUUGAUGUCGGUGCCGUUGUGUGAAUUUAUUCACUUUCGGGCCCGCCUUCCCGCCCCCUCGCCACGUAGUCAAUGGUUAGGACUGGUAAGGUGGUGUUUGUUGUCCGUUUCACGUGAAAAGUGGGUGGCAAAAUCUGAACGCUAUCAUCCAACCCGGUCAGUUUCGGUUCGGAGCUUUCGGACAUCGGUCAGUGCGGUGCGGUGACAUACCAGUGGCAAGUCCUGCCCGCGUUAUUGUGAAUUAUCGCUGUUCUGGGCGGGGGUCUGCCGCCGAUCUGCUCGAGUAACUCGGUUUUGUGAAUUGGACCAUCGUGGGUGAUAGUGGCUCGCCGUUACGCCACGACAGGAGAGUUAAGUGAAAUUUAUGACUGGACGUGUGCGGUAGCGUGCGGCGAAAAUCUUUACGAGGGACACGUGUCUUCGUUGCGGGUCCCGAACUUCGAGGCAAAACAGCCGUUUUGUUGUCAUUUAGGAUCUGUGUUACGGGCCGGUUGGCAAAGCUGCUCGAGAGGUGAUUUACUCGGUGCGAAGAGAUUGCGAAUUAGUGCCCGGUGCUGAUUUGCUGUGGGUGACAAAACAGGGACCAUAAAAUAUAAACAUGAAGAAUGCCAAGAAGUACAUCAUUGGAGCGUCGGCACUGCUCAUUAUUUUGGUCGGGUGCGGAGUGGCAGUUGGAAGAGCUCUUAACAAUGAUGAUGAAUCUAUGUACGACGAUACCCCAAAAAGCAUGGAAGAAAUUCUCACGGAAAUUCGUAGCCACAUGCAGACCUAUAACGUGGCGGGGUAUAUUAUUCCUUCCGUCGACGCCCAUAACAGCGAGUACAUCUCUCUGCACGACCAGCGCUUCCACUAUGUGACCAACUUUACCGGCUCCGCCGGAACAGCCAUCAUCACCCUAGACAAAGCACUCCUCUGGACAGACGCGCGAUAUCAUCUGCAAGCCGAAAACCAGCUGGACCCCGCGUAUUGGACCCUGAUGAAAGAGGGCCUUUAUGGUGUGCUAACGCGUGACCAGUGGCUGCUGGCCAAUCUUCCAUCGGGUGCUCAGAUUGGUACGGAUCCUUUCCUCAUCACCAGCAGCGAGUUCGAGCGAAUGGGAGCGGCUUUACUCGCCGGAGGUCAGCGAUUGGUGACACUGGAGCGCAAUCUGGUGGAUAUCGUUUGGAACAACCAACCAACGCAGACCAAUGAAGAUCUAAUUCGGUUGGACAUUAAGUUCUCUGGAAAGCGAGCUUCCGUGAAAAUAACCGAGCUUCGUAAACUCUUGAACACUAAUUCAGCAGCUGCCAUCGUGGUCAAUGGUUUGGACGAGGUUGCGUGGCUUCUCAAUCUUCGAGGAACGGACAUCCUUUACACUCCGGUAUUCUUUGCGUACCUAAUCGUGACUCAAAGCGAGAUCGUCCUAUUCACCAACCAGGAUCGUAUAAACGAGACCAUCCAGGAACACUUCCAAGAGGAAGGGAUCUCCGUAACGGUUCGGGAUUACGAUGCCAUUCUGAGCGGCAUUCAGACUCAGGCAGCGGACGGCGGAAAGCUGAUCAUUGCCACCUCAUGCAGUCAGGCGAUCCUGUCUCAGAUCCCCGCGGACCAAAGAAUACAGGUUUACAGCCUCGUGGCUAAGAUGAAGGCCGUGAAGAACGACGUCGAAGCGGUUGGUAUGCGGGAGGCACAUCUACGUGAUGGAACGGCUGUAGUUCGAUAUCUGCACUGGCUUGAAGAGAACGUCGAUUCCGGGAACAUCACUGAAUUGUCGGGAGCAGCUAAGCUGCGUGAAUUCCGUAGUAUGCAAGAGCACUUUGUCGACUUGAGCUUCACCUCAAUCAGUUCUUUUGGUUCCAAUGGAGCUAUCGUGCACUACACUCCCACCGAAGAAACCGACAAAUUGAUCACACGGGACAGCAUCUACCUAAUUGAUUCUGGUGGUCAGUACUAUGACGGUACGACCGACAUCACUCGCUCGGUUCACAUGGGUGAACCAACGGCCUUCCAGAAGGAGGCCUACACUCGCGUCCUGCAAGGUUUUCUGAGUCUUGGUUCGGCGGUCUUCCCCCCGUUGACAUCGGGGGCAUUCCUCGAUGCCAUGGCUCGUCGACCGUUGUGGGACGCUGGCCUUGACUACAGCCAUGGCACCGGACACGGGAUCGGCUCGUUCCUGGGAGUUCAUGAAUAUCCGCCGUACCUAGUGUACACUACGUCGGCGGCGGAUAACCAGGGACUUCAGGUGAAUAUGUUUGUCUCAAACGAACCGGGGUACUAUGAGGCGAAUGAUUUCGGAAUACGGUUGGAGGAUAUUGUCCAGGUGGUGAAGGCUAACGUGUCGCAUGACUUCGCAGGACGAGGGGCGUUGACUCUAUAUUCGGUGACGGUGGCUCCACUGGCGACCAACCUCAUGGAUCUGUCGUUGAUGAGUGACCACGAGGUGGAGCUGGUCAAUUCGUACCAUGAGAGAGUAAUGAAAGAGGUGGGAAGUUUGCUGCUGGAGCAGAAUGCGUCCGAUGCCUACGUAUGGUUGGGUAUAAAGACUCAACGAAUAGUGAAAUCGUAAUAUGAAAUAAAUUUGAAGGCCGAUGAAUGUUCGUUACAUUUAAUUUUUGGAGAAAUGCCAAAAAAUUAUUAUUUGUAAAUAAAGUCGAAAAAUUAUGUGCA